This is a messenger RNA of Pantherophis guttatus, 10501 nucleotides long. RefSeq names its product PPARG coactivator 1 beta (gene PPARGC1B). NCBI's taxonomy places the organism in Eukaryota, Metazoa, Chordata, Lepidosauria, Squamata, Colubridae. Gene Ontology annotation, cellular component: nucleus. Gene Ontology annotation, molecular function: RNA binding; transcription factor binding. The record is from RefSeq and is a predicted model, not a curated record. Gene Ontology annotation, biological process: positive regulation of transcription by RNA polymerase II.
GGGCGACCCCGGGGGGGGGGCACGCGCUCGCCUCCUGCGCUUUCUUUCUUUCUUUCUUCCUUCCUUCCUUCUUCGAAACCCGCGCGGAGCAAGGCCGCAAGUCCUCUUCCCAAGGAGGGGGAGCUCCGGACGCCCAAAGCGCGCGAAAGAAGCAGCUCUGGUCGCCGCCGCUGCUUUGCCCUACAGCUCCCGCUAAGCCCAGCCCAGACGAGCCUCCCGCCUGCGGGCUCCUCCUCCUCCUCUGACACCGACACCGCCCAUUUCCAACCGGCGGGCUCCAGGCUCCGCCUCGCCCCGCCGGCUGCCCGGUUUGGCUGGUUUCUGACUGUGCUUGCUUUUGCCGUUGCCGCAUGCUGUUUCGUGCCGUUGCCGGAGGAGCAGGAAGAUGGCGGAACCGGAGCCGGACUGCAGCGCGCUUUUGGAUGAAGAGCUUUCCUCCUUCGUCUUCAACUAUCUCUCCGACAGCCAGUACGAAGUCUCUGGUGAGGAGCACCUUUACUCUGAUUUCCCUGAGAUUGAUUUGUCUCCGCUGGAUACCAGUGACUUUGACUCAGCCAAUUGCUUCAGCGAGUUCCAGUGGUGGUGUGAGCACUCUGAAACAGAAUCCAGUCAGUACAGCACAGACGACUCUGAGCUCUUUCAGCAGAUUAUCGACAGUGAGAAUGAAGCUUUGCUGGCAGCUCUCACUGAGACACUGGAUGACAUUCAGGAAGAAGACAUGGGUCUGGCUGCCUUCAAAAAUAUGGACGAGGGGGACAUGCCCAACAGCGGCUACACCUCACCCAUCCCCUCUCCCAAUCCUGCUGCACCAGUCACGAGGGGGCCUCCUGUGGCCCAAGAGGUUGAUGAGCUGUCUCUACUAAAGAAGUUGCUUCUCUCACCAUCCAAUGUGCCUCCAAGCUAUGAGGUUCAAAGAGAGGGGAAUAUAUGGCGUCAAGGACCUCCUAAAUCCAGACCUCAGCGAUCAUGUGCAAAGGUGGAAGGUGUCCACGAUAGAAAGUCAACUUUUCCCCAGGCUCAGAGUCGGAACUGCACUGAGCUUCAUAAACAUCUUACUACGACCACCACCACUAGACACUGCCCACACAGAAAAAACAGUGGGCCACUAGACAAGUGUCAUGCUGACAACAUUAACACCUGCUCUCUACCCCAGAGACAUUACAUCCAAAAUGAAGAAGAUAGCAAUUUAAAUAAAGAUGCAUCGAAUUGCGGUAACAGUGUAGCGCCUCCUCUCUCUUCCUCCGAGAAAGGCACAGGAGACAAGGAACUUCACGCUGCAGUGGAGCUUAUCCACUACAUGCAUACUUAUUGCCUUCCUCCAAGAAAGCUGCCCCCCAUGUACCCCGGUGAGGGGAAACACCAGCCUUUUCACAGCCCCUCCAAAAGAGCAAAGCCAGAUCCUCCCCUGCAGCAGCCUCGACUCUGUGGGAAUGACAAUUGCCCAUCCAGCCCUUGGCAUUUCUCCAUGCACUGCAAACAAUCCCGAACUCCGCUUUCUGAAUUUUCUAUCCUGAAAGAACUGCUUGCCAGAGAACUCCCAUGUGAUGUGAGUAAGCCAUAUCGAUUAGCAAAACCUGUCUAUGCCUCCUUGGCCAGGUCACAGCUUCACAAGUCUUCAAGAACUUCGCCUCCCAAUACCGGGAGGGAAUUUAUGGAUGGAUAUAAUAAGCCCUCCACCAAAAUAAUACCUGAAAUGAAAACUGAGCUGAGACAGAUUCUCAAAGUAGAGCCUGAGGCUGAAAAAGAAACUGCAGAAGAGGAUGGUGCAAAACAAGGGACUCCCAUGGGUCAGGGAUCCUACGGGAAGUCAAGCCGUAAGCCAGACACCUCAAUUUAUGCAGUGCGUCGCUCUAAAAGACUCAACCCUGAGCUCAGCCUUUGGCAGUCUUUCCUUGAUAAACCUCCCUCAGAACCUACCGUGUCCUCAGCAACCACAGCAAACGCAUUCGCUUCAAUAGAGCCUGCCCUCUGCUCAUCUUUGCAAAACUUUGAUACAGAAGCACCAGCAGCGGAAGUAGAAGUGAGUGGCGCUGAUGAGAUGGACGGGGGAUUCCAGAAUUUCCCAAUGGAAUUGCAGACCCCUUCACCAGAAAGUUCUAGGGAAAGCGACACUUAUACAGCAAAUGAGAGUCAGUGCUUCACCUCCUGCCAUCAAACAGAAACACCACGAUGUCUGUCAUUGCCCUUGGCACAAACAGAAUCAACACUCGGGAAGCGCAGCUUUGAUCAAGUUCUGACUGUAGAGCUGUGUGGCACUGCAGGUCUCACACCACCAACUACUCCUCCAUACAAGCCUUCGGAAGAAGACCUAUAUAAGCCAGAUAUUCACCAAAGACCAGCACAGAAGACUGCUGUCAUCACCAGCUCUGAGCCACAACCAAUGAUCAGUCAUAGGCCAAUUUCCAGAAAACAUCAGAAAAAGCAACCAGUGCGGACAGAGCUGUAUGCCCACCUGAGUCGGUCUGCUAUUCGCCCUGCUCACUCUGAGCAACAUGGGGUGUUGAAACGCCCUUUUUCGCGGUCUUUUGGUGAUCAUGAUUAUUGCCAAGUCUUGAAACCUGAGUAUUCGUUCCAGAGGAAGGUGCUAAGAUCUUGGGAGCCCCUGAGCCAUAUAGAAACCCAACACAAGAGGCAAGUGCCUGACGUUCUCUAUCAGGAAGAAAGCAACAAGAGUUUUGAUAAAAUCUCAGUGAAGGAGGGCAGCAAACAGCUGAGGGACCAAGAAAUCAGAGCCAGUUUGACCAAACACUUUGGUCUUUUGGACAGUGCCCUGGAUGAUGGGGAGGAGGCCUUGUUCUUCAAAACUCCUGAAUAUGAUACUGUCUUUGAAGACAGCUGCAGUGAGAUUGGUUCUCCAUUGGAAGAGGAAGAAGAGGAGGAAGAGGAGGAGGAAUACUACAUGAGUCCAUUGGGUUCCAACAGAUGUCUACACAGUAGUGCUCUUUCUAGGACCAAUUUGCACUAUUGCUCCCGAAACAGAUCUGAUUCAGAGUCUUCAUGCUGCAGAAGUAGGUCUCCAGUCAACCAGCAGGUUUUCAGACGUGAAAAUGGCAAGCGUUGUCAAGAGGGAAACAUGACCAGCCAGAGGCUGAUGGAGAAAAAGAGAGAAAAAGCCAUUGGAGAAGGCCGUGUAGUAUACAUCCAAAAUCUUGCCAGCAGUAUGAGCUCUAGUGAACUGAAGAAGCAAUUUGAAGUGUUUGGAGAGAUUGUUGAGUGUUGCAUUUUGACCAAGAAUAAAAGGGGAGAUAAAUACGGUGUCAUCACAUACCGGUGUUCUGAGCAUGCUGCCUUGUCCUUGAAGAAUGGUGCUUCUCUGUGGAAAAUAAAUGAGCCAUUGUUCCAGCUGGCUUAUGGUGGUUUUGGACACUUCUUUUGGACCAGAUUUACUGAUUUGGCAGAUUCCAAUACAGAAGAGUCCUCUCCAACUCCAGUAAAAAGCAAAUAUGAGACCAUGGAUUUUGACAGCCUGCUGCAGGAGGCCCAGGAAAGUCUGCAUCGGUAACAGCCUUAACCUAUGAGGAAUACCUUAAUACCUCAGUCAAGGCACUUCCAAUAUGUUUACGUUUUCAAGAAAUGAUUAAAUAUAUAAUGAGAGAGAGAGAGACUGCUGACCCUUUAAAUUGAUGUUUACAUUGAACAAGCUGCUUCUGUCUGUGAGUUCCCAUGGUGUUGAUGUUCCACUGCCACAAGUUAGUAUCUCUGCUUCUGAUUGGUUGUGUUAGGAUGAGCCUGCAAAAGCCUUCUGUCCUCUUCUUGUCCAAUCUCCUUUCUCUGACUGGUCCCAUUUCCGCCGUGGAGUGGCAGCUGUGUUCACCAUAACUCUUAUUUCAUUUUUGGUCCGUAGUGUGUGAUUAUGAAAUUGUUAAUUGUGAAUAGAAUCAAGAUUGUAAACUAAUUUUUAAUAGAAGAAAGAAAUAUAUACUUAUAAUGUAUUUAUGGCUCAGAUGUACUGUAAUUCAGAUUUAUUGUACCGCUUCCUUGAUUUUUAACUAUGCACUGUAAUGAGGCACUUGCCCCUCAGCAGAUGCAGCCUUUCCAGAAUGGUUCCCUUCAGUGAGUGGCUCAUCUGAAAAUCAUAAAAAAUCUGCUCAUCCUUGAUUAGCCAGGGGGUUAUUGAAUGGCAGUGUGGAAUCACUGUAUAAACCAUUUUUUCCAUUUGUCUGGACUGAAUGCUGGAAUCUCCACUCCUUAAUCAUUGACUGCAUGAGACAUGACAAACUGUGAUUCUGCAGUCCUAAGCGGGCUCCAAGUAUUUUCCUCAGAUGGCAAAAGAUUAAAUCAAGUGAGAAAUGAGAAGGUGACAGGGUACGUUUUUCCCUCUUUCUUCAUGCUGAAAUGAUAACCUGUACUCCUAGCCAAGUAAAUGAUACAUGAGAAAAGCCCUGCUAAAGUCCUAUCUGACCAGCAUCCUGUUUCCAUGGAGCCCCCAGAUGCUUCUCAGAAACUCACAAGCCGCCCAAGAAAGCAGUUAAUCUACUACAAGUGGUAAUCUAAUGUCCACUGGUGCUGAGUUGAGAAGUAUAUAACAGCCAUUAUAACUAGAAGCCAUUAGCCAGUUUAUUCUACAUGUGAAAUCUCUCAUGGGACAAAGAAGAUUGGAAACUGAGCCAGAAAAGUUAAGGCUCCUAAGCAUUAGACCCCACCAUCGGAAUAGCCAUUGUUUCAUGACAUCACCAUAAAGUUACAAAUGUAGAACAAUUUAUUUAAGUCAUAUCCCCAGUAGCCUCAGGAACAGGAACAGAUUUCUGGCCAUCUGGUCAUUCAACCAAAGCAAAAUCUCUUGCCUGAUGGAUAACCUGGGUUUUUUUGCAAGACCGAACAGAAAAAUGGUCAAAAGCAUCUUUGCACCUUGACCCAGCACUCAGCAUCAGCAGAGUAGCUCUGCCCCACUUUAAAUACUGCUCUCUGCCUGAGCAAAUUUGAAUAAGCCAUAUUUUAUAAUAUCUAGCCAGUAGCAUACAGUAACUGUAUUCUUUUUUAUUAUUAUUCUAUAUGUCUGUCUGCAUAUUCAUUUCUUUUGAUUUGCCCAUGGCUUAGAACUCUACUCAUUGAUCAGCUUGUCCUAAAUUCAAAACCCAGAGAUGCCCAGGAGAAGGGAAUCAGCUUUCUGUAAUUUAGGCUGAUUUAAACAAAUGGUUUCUGGAGAAAGAGGCCCGUCUGAUUAGGGUAAAUACAUGUGGAGACCUCAUGCUCAUACAGUACACUAUACCAAAUGCAUCAUUUGCCAGAUGCAAUGCGGGUGCUGUUGUGCUAAUUCACAUCCAGCAAAGGCUAGGGAGACACUAAAUAAGCAAUAGGAACAUCAAGAGAGCACUUUCGAGUGGGGACCAAAUAGCAUUGCUAAGUCCUCCAUCAGUCACCAUAUCCUUAUUCUGUUCUUCACAAAGAUGAGACUGAUAGGGUUCAACCAUCCCAUGUAGAUAAAAUACAACAGCCUUAAUUCUGUCCGUAGUUAGAUUCUCUUCCCUUAAGGUCUCUUUAGCAUCAGCAUGUAUUUGAUUUGGAAUCAAAGGACAAAAACAUCCUGAUUCUGGCCUAAUUCAUGCUGUCCCAAAGUCUGUUUGUCUGAAUAGUCCCCCAUUCUCUUGAUAAGGACUGUACAUAUCAAAAGCACCACAAGAUCAAGGAAUUUCUUAUCCCAUCCUGAAUAUUUAUUUCUGGGAUGCAGAUGAUGAUCUGGAGCUUUCAUAAUAACAAUCCUGAUUUCAUAUGGCAGCUAAUAUAAUUUCCAUGCUACUUGCAGAAUUCACUGUCACAAUGUUUUGGCGAACAACGUCACUUUUAACAUCUCUGUUUAGGAACUUAUUAAAGGAUUACAAGGCCAUUAGAUCUUCUUGUGAUCAGUCCAGAACAAAGUCUGGCCAAGACGAAGUAUCUGCUAUUGACAAGUGCCUCAUUGUAGCUUUGCCUUUUCUGUCCUAGUAUUUCCUUACCACAAUGAUGUUUACAUGUGAUUGCUAUAGAGCUUACUGUAGAAUGUACAUAGUGACACAUUUAGGGUGGGUAGGACUGUCCUGUCCUGUGCUGUACUGAUGUUUUCAGAGAACAAUCAAACAACAACAACAAAUAAUAAUAACCACCCCAGCAACUAGUAAGUGGAAUUCUUCCAUCUCCUGGCUUGGUUACAAAAGAUAUCAAAAAGUUCAGAACUAAGUUUGGUCAGAGAGAUGGAAAAUGCAUCAAAUUUUAAGCGUGUUGAAAGUGUUGAAUGCAGCUGGAAAGAAAGAGUUAAAACAGUCCUUCUGCUAUUUGGAAGGUGCUGCUUCUAGCCCAAACUUGCUUGCAAACGUGGCUUAUCUGCUUUUAUAUCUCAAGUUAAUUUUCAGAAGCUGGAGUUGCCAGUGAUAUUAGGGCAUGCAAGACAUGCUCUUUGAAAGGAAAGAAGAUCCUGUAAUGCACAUAGCCUCUCGAUCCUAGCUGUAGGGAGAGGUGCAAUAAGUGAUCUUUGUUUUGCCUGAAGCCUAUAAAAAUAUAUUUUUUGUGCGAGAAACUUCACUAGGACUUUAUGCAAUAUGCACCUAUGUGCACAAACGCACACAUGAAUGAGAGGAAGACAAUGGGGCAUUGAGCCCUUCAGCAUCUGCAAGUUCAGCAGUGUUGAAUGUAGAACCUGAGUGGGAUGGUUUGCAAAGCACGCACAUUUGUCCUGGUUACAGCAUAUCAAUACCCGCAGCUUAUGCUAAUUGCUAUUGGAAGCACAGCUAGUUUGCAUCACCCACACAGGGAGCAAUGUGUGAAAAUCCUUCGUUCAUAUUUAUUCUUACGGUGACUUGGGAAGAUGUAGUGUGUUGACAGAAAAAAUUUAGGCAAAUUCCUGGAUCAGAGUACAGGAAGAACAAAUGCCGUCCCAAAGUUUUUAAAGCAGAGAGUUAUACCGAAGUUUGUAUGAAUAAAUAAGUACAAUGCAUUAAACUUUUGGUAUGUAGAGCACUCAGCUACAGUGCUCCAUAAAUAUUGUAAAGAGUAAUUAUGAAAGGCUAUUGAAGAAUGGCCAAGUUCCAUAUGACAAAGGAAUUGAUAAGAUCAAAUGUAUAAAAUACCCAGCUGUAUAUUCCUGUCUCUGAAUAUCAGAGUACCUGAAUAAUAGACUUGUGGUCCACUAAACCAAACUCAGACUGUCAUCCUGUCUCCUGAUUUUGCUCCUUGCCUAGGAGUGUGAGAGAUCCUAUAGGCCUGGAUAGGCAGCUGAUAAUUUCUGGUUAAUUGGUGGGUCAACAAAUCUACAGUACAACAUGAGCCUUUUUUUCAUGCAGUAAGAGAACUAUUUGUUUUCCUUAGGAUAAGGAAUUAAGAUGAGCUUUAUAUCUUGCUCCAGCCAUCUUUGCUGCUAAUGUGUUCUGGCAGACGCCUCCUAAGGGCAGUUAUAUCCAGCACAUUUUGAUUCUCCAAGGCUAAAAAUGACUGUAUGCUGCCUCUCAGCUUAGGGGAUUCAUUUCUGAAGGCAUCAUGUUCUUUGCCCCUUUUAUAAAGAGUUUGCUGCUGGGGUCCUUUCUGCAAAGUUUGCCUAACUUUCUUCUGUCCUUGUUUUAAUUAUAUGCAUAAUGCCAACACCCCCAUGUUCAUGGGGCAGGCCUAGCCAUAACAAUGAGCAACAGAACAAAUCAAGAUCUUGUGAGAACACAUGAGAAACCAAAUAAAGAAGAAUCAAUUGUCCAGGGUUUUUCGGAACAAAAGGGUGUAUUAAGAAAGGCAAUCAUGAGGGAGACAUUUAUUUUUUUAAACAAAACUAUAUAUGUUUGUAGGUGUGUGUGUCUGUGUGUAUGAGAGAGAGAAAGAGAAAAAUCCCUCCUAAUUUUCUUUUAUAUAUUUUUUUUAUUUUUUGGGGAAAAUCAGGAGAAAUACCUUAAGGAUAGGAAUAAGUCACAAGCCAUUUAUUUUCUCUUGAUCUUUUAAUAACGAUCGCUUAAUGUGAGACACAAGUCAAUAUUGAUAAGUCAACUGAAAACUUUGGCAGAAGUAAGACAGCAGUGUUGCAAAGAGACUGCACAAGAAGAACUGGAUUCUGUAUCUUAUUUUCACUGCCAGUUAUUCGGAACAGUUGUCUUGUUUUCCCUCUGACCUAUUCUACCUCCAUAAAACUGGUAUCGGCUUUGUCUUUGUUUUUGUGGUGAACAUUCAGUUUUCUCAGUAGCCCAUUCAAAAAGCCAUACAGGAGUCGGUAUGAGUGUGUGUAUGGCUGUGUUUAAUAUGGCAUUAAUUUACUACAUGAAAAUAGGAAGCAGUUUAGCAUUUCCUCGGUUUAUUUUUACAAGAUAGUCCAUGUGUGAUAUUCUUUACCAAUGUAAGCAUACCAAGCCCCAUUUUCAUUUCCAUGUUUUCUGAAUUUUUUGCAAAGAGCUAUUUCUUUGUCAUUUGUGCAAUUUGACUUUUUUUUUUUUAAUAAAUCCCUACAGUAUAUCACUGAUACCCGUGAAGCAUUUGGGAACGCCCCUUCCAUAUUUUUGUGUAUGAUUUCAGGUACCUCUUUGUUCUGAAGAAGGUGUUUCACCCUCUUUAUCAAAAACAACUAGUGGCUUAUUAUGCAUUCUGCAUUGUAUUUCUGAUUAGCCGAAGAACAUGGCCUAACAGUGAGCAGCUGCAAAAGGGUAUUACUAAUUUAUUCUAAGACAAAUGCUAUAAGAAUGUAAUAUAUUAAAAAAAGAUGUUUUAGGGCAUAUGUUGAGCAAAAUGGCUUAGAUGUCAAAGCCUGUGUGGGAGUUCACAUGAUGAAUUGAAUUUCCCUAUUAUCUUUAUACAGGUAGUCCUUAAUAGUUUGUUUAGUGACCGUUUGAAGUUACAAUGGUACUGGAAAAAGCGACUUAUGACCAUUUUUCACCCUUAUGACCAUUGCAGCAUCCUCAUGGUCACGUGAAUAAAAUUCAGAUGCUUGGCAACUGACUCUUAUUUAUGAUGGUUGCAGUGUCCUGGGAUCAUGUAAUCAUCAACCUUCUGACAAGCAAAGUCAGCAGAGAAGCCAGAUUCACUUAACAACUGUGUUAGUUGUUAAGUGAACAACUGCAGUGAUUCAUUUAACAACUGUGGCAAGAAAGGUUGUAAAAUUGGGCCAAAACUCACUUAAAUGUCUCACUUAGCAACCUAAAUUUUGGGCUCAGUUAUGGUCGUAAAUCGAGGACUACCUGUAUACAGAAACCAAUAAAGUUAGUUUUGGGAAGAAUCUCAGUGAAUAUUAGGCCAGGUUUUAAAUGUCCCGGGUGUAAUAUUUGAAUCUCACUUAUGCAAAUCUCUAUUAUUAAAGGCAUCAUCUUGUCACUCUUAAGAUUUAGCCCAGGUAAUCCUGAAAGCACGCCCGUAUUAUCUGCAUCAAUCCUAGGUUCAUUUGUCUAUGAGAAUCAUGCAUCAAGUCAGCCUAUGAACCAUUCUGUGCAGAAAGCUGUACAGAAGUAGGAGCUGACCCAUUUUUCGGUUGUGUUGCCAUUGCUGCAGGCUUCUCAAAUCAUUUGGCAGCUUUGGAAAAGACUAGACCUCUCCAUCUGCACAGAACUCUGCGUGCAUCGAAAUGCAACCGGACCAGUUCAGAAAGGUGCUGCAUUUUGAGGAGGGUCAUAGCACCACUGAAAAGCAGAUUUCUUAUAAUAGGCUUUUUUUCUUUUUUCCAUUUCCUCAUGUGUAUGAUAUCGAUUGUGAGACAAACCACUGGAAAGACUGAUUUUAGUACAGGAGUUGGUGCUUUAGGAAGCAUUAUUUCACACACAGAUGGAAUUCAUGCCCCUCUUUGCCAUGUGUGUUUAUGUGUGGAUGUGAGGCAGAGCGUGUGAAGGAGGCUAAAUUGAUGCAUUUUUUAGAGAAAGGUGUAAGAAUUUCACCUAAAAGAGGGGCACAUUUGCUAUAUGUUAUUUAUAAUAAAAAUUAUAAAAUAAAGAUUUUACUGAGGGUUGGUUUUUUUUCUUUUCUUUUUUUUUCUUGAGAACACUGCUAAUAAUUAGAAGGGCCCAAUUCUGCCAUGUUUUUACAGGUAUUAACUAAGUGGUAACUUACUUCUGGAUAAGUAAAGGCAGCAGAAUUGACCCCUUUGUAAUUUAUACAAUCAAGUUUUUAGUUUGGUGUUUUAAAAGAGUAGUAGAAGAUUUUAAUAUUUCACUUAUUUUCACCCCAGUCGUAUUCUGUUUUGUCCUUAUUUAUGUAAUAUACUUUAACCUUAAUUGGCAUACAUUUUAUGCCUUUCUUUUGUUAUUGUCAUUUUUUAAAUAAAUAUUUCUUUCUAGUGUGAUUUCAACGUCAACCUUCUAAAUAAGAGAAUGUUUUCUUGUAUUUUUACAUUGUCAGAUUCUAUAGUUUCGUAGAUGAUUUAACCAAAUUGCUCAAUGUAUUCUCUAUAUCUAUCUAGUGAGUAUAUAAAAGUUCUAUUUUAAAUUAUGUAAAUACUUCAGAACUGGCUUCUUUUUGAGACUCCCCCAUUGCGGAGUUAAUUGUUUACAUCACAAAGACUGUAGAAUCUCUACAUUCAUGUACUGUAAAUAGUGAAGUGAUCUGCCUAUAAAUAAAUAAACCAUAACAAAUACAC